CCGGAUAACGGAAAUGCUAAAAACAUACAAACCACCAUCACUACUACUACUACUACAACUACAGCAAGAACAACUGCUUCUUCUACUUCGUCUAUUUCUACCGUUAAUAAAACCAAACUCAAAACCAACACCAACCAACGCCGUAAACUUAUUAAAACAAGUGCUAAGAAUAGAAUUGUUAUAACUGUGCCGCCCACCAACACAACUAAACUAGAGGGCGAAAAGGUGAUAUUUUCAUGUGAAGCUAAGGCUAUGCCUGGUAAUGUCACCGUACGAUGGUUUCGUGAGGGGUCACCUGUUAGAGAGGUGGCCUCAUUGGAGACACGCAUUACAAUACGCAAAGAUGGCUCGCUAAUUAUCAAUCCAGUCAGCGCCGAUGAUUCGGGCCAAUAUCUAUGCGAAGUAACAAAUGGUAUUGGUGAUCCCCAGAGUGCAUCGGCUUAUUUGAAUGUUGAGUAUCCUGCCAAAGUGACCUUUACACCAACUGUACAAUAUCUACCAUUCCGUUUAGCCGGUGUUGUCCAGUGUUAUAUUAAAUCAAAUCCUCAAUUACAGUAUGUCACCUGGACCAAAGACAAACGUCUAUUAGAACCUUAUCAAAUGAAAGAUAUUGUUGUUAUGGCCAAUGGUUCUCUGCUAUUUACACGCGUCAAUGAAGAUCAUCAGGGACGCUACACUUGUACCCCCUACAAUGCAUUGGGCACACAGGGAUCUUCGGGUCCCAUGGAGGUUUUGGUACGUAAACCUCCCACAUUUACCGUUGAACCGGAAUCGCUGUAUCAGCGUAAGGUUGGCGAUAGUGUGGAAAUGCAUUGUGACGCCGUCGAGGCGGAGGGCACACAGAAACCAACCAUAAAAUGGCAAAGACAGGACGGUGGCGCCCUGUCGGAUACUCAACGUAAUCGUGUGAAAAUCUCUGGAGGUAAUAUUACCAUUGAAAAUCUACGCGGCGAAGAUUUCGGCUAUUAUCAAUGUGUUGUCUCUAAUGAAGUGGCCACUCUAAUGUCCCAAACUCAACUAGUUAUUGAAGGUACGCAACCGCAUGCACCCUACAACAUCACCGGCAAAGCAACCGAAUCAUCAAUAACACUCCAAUGGAUGCCGGGCUAUAGUGGCGGUUCGGAAUAUAAGCAAGAUUAUACGAUUUGGUAUCGUGAGGCUGGCGUUAAUGAUUGGCAAACAAUAUCGGUUACACCUUCGGGUAGUACACAAGUGACGAUCAAUGGCUUAGCAUCGGGUACUACCUAUGAAUUUCAGGUAGUUGGUCGUAAUGUGCUCGGUGAUGGUAUGAUGAGUAAAGUGAUGACUGUGCGAACGCUUGAAGAUGUUCCGGCUCCGCCACGUAAUGUCAAGGCUGCAACACAACCGCCAGAUCAUGUAUUUCAACUAAUGCCAGAUGAAGCUGGACCCAAGCCAGGACCACCACGUAAUCUAACCGUAACCGAGGUAUCAAAUGGUUUUCUUAUCUCUUGGCAAGCACCAUUGGAACGUGCCCAUAUCGUUAAAUUUUAUACAAUAAAAUAUCGUACAGAUGCUCAAUGGAAGACAUUAAAUCGCGGUCAAAUACGACCCGAAGAAACACAAUAUUUAGUUAAGAAUUUAGUUGGUGGUCGUACGUAUUAUUUUCGCGUUUUAGCCAAUUCGGAAAAAUCUUAUGAAUCCAGUGAUGAAGUUAAAUUUCCGGUACCGGCUCGAGUCAAACAUAAAGCAAUAACAGCCGGUGUCGUUGGGGGCAUCCUGUUUUUUAUAGUUGCGAUCAUUUUAUCGGUUUGUGCCGUAAAAAUUUGCAAUAAACGUAAACGACGAAAACAGGAAAAAGAGUUCAACAUGGUAGCUUGCAGGAUAACGGAUGCCCGUAAUAUAGCAGCAAAUAAUCACCAUCAUCAUCAGCAGCCGCCGCCGCACCAGCAGCAGUUGCCGCUACAUCAUCAAACACCACAGCAACAACAUUUACAACAGCAACAUCAUCAGCAAAAUCAACAUAUACAACAACAGCAUCAACAUCAUUUACAACAAAUGCAUAAUCGUAAUACGGGCUCGAUUUCCGCUAGUCAAGUGCCUUUAAAAAAAUAUAAACAAACCCGAAUAUCAAGUUUAACAACAAUACUCAUUGCUAUACUACACUGGAUAUGGCCACCGGAUCGUUGCACCAAUUGUCACUCUAUCUAUAGUUCACCACAAAUGGAUGAAGGAGAUGGUCAGAAGACUGUAACGGAGAUACAACGUUCUCGUGAUGGUCGUUUUGUGGUCGCUGGAAAAACGAAUGCCUUAACGAAUGGUGAUAUACUAGCAGAUGAGGGCAUCGAUGAGGUAGAUGGUGUGCCCGGUACACGUAAUAGUAGUGCUUCGCAGAAAUCAUCUUCAGAUGAUGGUGGCUUUCUAUCACGUCGUAAUUUUAUAACAGCUCGAGCUUCAUGGCGUCGUCCAUUGGUACAAUCGCCCAGUCAAUUGAGUCUACAAUCGGUGGCAGCUGGUUCAGCUAGAGGAUUUCUACAGGGUUUGGGUGGUUUGCUUAAAAUUGGCGGCACUCUGGGUGGUGAAAAUGUUGGCAGUAACAUCAACAGUGGCGCCAGAUAUCAAAAUGUCUAUGGUAGCAAUUUGUAUCGUAAUCUUCACCAUCACCAUCAUUUGGGUAGACAACACCAGCAGGCUCAACCUGCUAGCAGACCUUUGCAUAUAAAUACGAUUAGUGGUGCGACUGCAGGACAUCAUAUGCAUCAAGUAUUUUCUCCUUCGAAGGUGUCGCGUAUAUUUUCCAGUUCCCCCGCCAGUACACCAAAUGAUCAAAAUUUGCCAGAAGCUGGCCUUUUAACAUCACCCUGGGCUUUAACUACACCCAAUCAUACCAACACUUUCUCGUACAAUCAUUUUAGUGACUUAAGUACCGUGUAUCCUGGUUCAGCUGAAAGAUCGGUGCCUACAUUAACUCCUACAGCCAGUGGAAAUUUGAGUAGAUAUCGUUAUUAUUCACAUGAGUUGCCUUCGCUGAGAACCAUACAGGAGGAGACUAGACGUUUGAAUUAUGAACAGCAACAACAGCAGCAGCAACAACAACAUUAUAGACAAGACUUUUUGCCUUUGCAGUUGGAUUCACCACCCUCCUGGCGGAGUUACUACCAGCACAGUCAGGCUCCUUAUUAUCACAGCUAUAGACCGCGUACCCGUUGGUAUCCCAGACAUUAUUCACGUUUAUUCGGUAGACCACAAUCCGAUCUAAUGUCUCCUUUACCUCAUCUCAAUCUUUCAAUGAGAACUACCAGCAAUCAUUUAUUAGGUUUAGAUGCCUCACCAGAAUCAAGAUCUAGUUCUUCAGGUUUUGGUUCCAAAAAUACCUCUAAUCAUCCACAAGGAUCUCAUCAUUCUGGCAGUACUAGUGAAUGGCGUUUAUUGCCACCCUAUAGACCACCACCUCCUCCACCAGCAACAACAAAUAAUACAGCUUACUUUGGUUCCGCAACUACUACAGCUAACCAACAACCUCAACAGGCCCAGGGACAAGCUCCAGUAACGCAAAAUCAUCAACAGCAGCAUCGUUCACAGUUUAAUACAUUGCCUAGCAGCUAUGAACCCUACUCACCUUCCAACUAUUUCAGUUCCAGUACCCAAAGAACCCUUACACCACCCUAUACCAUGGAGCAUUGGCUGGAUAUGAUAACACGCCUCAAUGCGGCUACUGAUAAUGUCAAUCUACCCAAAUCAGUAGAUGUAGGCAGUGUAGAUGGUCAUUAUGAAUUCGAUCCAUCCACACCGACUCCCAGUGCCUCAACACCAACCGGAGGUCUACUACGCGAAGAUCUCAAUUUACAUAUAGACACCACUGGUCAUCAUUUGCACCAUCACCACCAUCACCUAGCCCAACAACACAACCAUCUCCAUCAUCAGCAGCACAAUUCUCACAAUGGUCAACACUAUCAUCACAAUCAUAGUCACAAUCAUCAACAUGGUCAGCAUCACACUUUAGGCCCCUUAAGUUCUUCAUCAUCCCUAUUUCAUACACAAACUUCUGCAACAUUUCCCAAUAUUUCCGGUUCCGCUACUCUUGGUGGUGCCGGCAUGCGCAAAUCUCGUGUACCAGGUCGUUACGACAAUAUCGAGGCUCGUUUGCAGGCCAUGAAGGAGGAAUUCUAUGAGUAUCGCAAACGACAAGCAAUGCAAAGAGCAGGCGUUUCAGAGCUGGAAAGUGUUUGCUGACAUUGAAGUUGUUAAAGGUUUUCAAUUAAUUGAGAAAAGCCUCAGAGGCAUUGCUUUAGGUUUAAGAACAAAAGAAAAAAGUAAAAGUAAAUUGAAUGUGAAGUGUAAGUGUAAAGUUCAAAGAUGCUAAAAUGACUGAAAACGUUUGUUUUAAAGGAAUUAAUUGUAGACUUAUGGCCUGAUUAAGACAAGCAUUUAUGUUAAUUUGGGUUUGUUUUUGUUUUUUUUUUUUUCAAGUAUUUCUAAGGUAUUGUGUUUCUAACUAAUUGUGAAUUUAUGCUAAAUGUUUCAAAUUUGAAAUAAAAUCCAAAAACGAGUUUUAAUAUGAAGUUUUGCAGUAAUGCACUAGUAAUUUUUGUAAAGUUUAGCUAAAAGCAAAGAAAUUUUAACAGAUUGUUGAACUUUUAGACCUGAAAAUGAAUGUUUUAAAAGUUUUUAAGAAUUUCUCACAUCACAAAAUAUAUUUCAUACAUUCCAUCAAUCUAAAACAAUCAAAAUUUAACAUCAUUCAAAGAAAAAAAACCUCAAUAAAUAAAUUAACAAAAAACCAAAUAAAAAACAACUUUAAAGAGCACUGAUUUUUCAAUUAUUAAAAUAAAAAAAAACAUCAACUUAUAAAAAAACAAGCAUGCAAUACACUCAAGAAAAUAAUGUUAGUUGUAAUGUAAAAAAACAUGGAAAUUAAAUAAAUAAAAAAAACUCUUCCACGAAUUAUUUCUUUAGUAAAGAAACCCACAAAAUAUAUUAAACAAAACAUUAACGAAAACUUAGCGAUUUCAAAUUAAAACCACAAAACAAAAAACGCGUAAAUAUUUAGGAAAAAAAACAAAUAAAUAUUAAAAAUUAACAAACAAAAAACACAAUUAGUAGAUUUAACACAAUUUAGUAAAAAGAAAAUGAAAACAAAAAAAUAACCAAAAAAAACCCUUUAAAUAUAAUAAAAACCAUUGUAAAAUAUUUACUAAAACCAACAGAAGAAAAAAACAACAACAACAACUUAAAUUCAUUAUAACAGACGUACAGUUUUUUAGUUAACACAACAAAAACAAUUUAUUUAAACAAAAAAUCUUAGUUAAACAAAUAAAAUAUUAAAACUAAAAACCUUAUAAGUUUAGUUUUAGGUUAAACGAAAAAAAAAUAAUUAAAAAUUUAACAAAACUUGUAAAUAUAAUUUAUAAUAAUUUUAAAAAAAAUAAAACUGCAAACAAUAGCAAUUAUUAAACAUA
Molecule: messenger RNA, 5417 nt
Organism: Lucilia sericata (common green bottle fly)
Lineage: Eukaryota; Metazoa; Arthropoda; Insecta; Diptera; Calliphoridae
Gene: tutl
Product: protein turtle
Exons: 7
Biological process (GO): dendrite self-avoidance; axon guidance; homophilic cell-cell adhesion
Cellular component (GO): axon; plasma membrane
Molecular function (GO): cell-cell adhesion mediator activity
Source: RefSeq, a predicted model, not a curated record